Messenger RNA from Belonocnema kinseyi, 3110 nucleotides. RefSeq names its product tetraspanin-33-like. Gene Ontology annotation, biological process: protein localization to plasma membrane; protein maturation. The record is from RefSeq and is a predicted model, not a curated record. The transcript is spliced from 5 exons. The coding region runs from base 315 to 1151 and encodes 278 amino acids. NCBI's taxonomy places the organism in Eukaryota, Metazoa, Arthropoda, Insecta, Hymenoptera, Cynipidae. Gene Ontology annotation, cellular component: membrane.
CGUCUUGUAAAAAGAAGCUGUCAAAUGUAUGGAGAAUGUUGAAUUUUGAUUUAUUGACAUUUGUGAGUGUUUGUAUUGAGAAGAUUUCUUUCCUCAGACGAUUAAAUUUUAUCGUUGAAUUUCUGGGUGUGUGUUCAGUAUGUAAAGUGUUGAAAGACUGAUGUAUUUAUAGGAACAGUGAUUGAAUUAUACACAGGACAGGGGACGUGGACUCGAUCGAAAUAAUAAGGAAAUUCCAGACACGUCAUCCUUGCUACGAAUCUGAGAGAAACAGAUAUAUUUUUGUGAUAUAGUAAUAAAUCUUAAGAGCGAAAAUGCAUAACCGAAGGCGCAUGCAUAAUUUCACGUACGUUAGUUCGUGCGUAAAGUACAUGAUUUUCCUGCUGAACUUUAUUUUCUGGCUUUUCGGGGGAUUGCUAAUUGGCGUCGGUCUCUACGCUUUCGUCGAUAAAUGGCAGGCUACUGGAUCUGUAAGAGUAGAAAAUGUUUACGAUGUCGUUCUCAACAUUUCUCUAGUGAUGGUGAUAGCCGGAGGAGUCGUUUUUAUUGUCAGUUUUGCUGGAUGCGUUGGAGCUCUACGUGAAAACACUUGUCUUCUUAAAUUCUAUUCGUUGUGUUUAUUGGUGUUUUUCCUGCUCGAAAUGGGAGUUGCGAUAGUUGGCUUUGUGUUUCCCCACACAUUGCAGUCUUUGCUGGAAGAGUCGUUUACUGACAAAAUAAUCCAAUCAUAUCGAGAAGAUCCAGAUCUUCAGAAUUUUAUCGAUUUUGGGCAACAGGAGUUCAAGUGUUGCGGUUUAAGCCAAGAAGGCUACUUAGACUGGGGAAAGAAUGAAUACUUUAAUUGUUCUAGUCCUAGCGUAGAACGAUGCGGCGUUCCAUUUUCUUGCUGCAUAAAUGCAACGGAUAUUUCGAGUGGACUAGUAAAUAUCAUGUGUGGCUACAAAGUGCAGAUGUAUCCAGUAUCAGAGGCGAGUAAAAAGGUGUGGACCAAUGGUUGCAUUGACAUUGUGCGUAGCUGGGCCGAGCGAAAUCUUUACACGAUAGCAGGAAUUGCAUUGGGCGUGGCGCUGAGCCAAUUGUUUGUUAUCUACUUGGCGAAGACGCUCGAGGGUCAGAUCGAACUGCAAAAAUCACGUUGGCAGCACUCCUGAGGUUGACCUCAGGCCACCUACCGCUAUCACGUAAGCUCCUCCACCAGCAGGCAGGUGGCCAGUGGCCGAUCUAGGGGCCAAAAUGCCGAGGCCAGUGUGAAUGCUCGAAUGGCGUUACUCGUCCUCUUCGCGAUUUCUCUCUACGUGCUCUUCAUCCUCUCGCUGAUACGCCUCGUUCUCUACUUCAAGAACUACUUUCAUUUGUUCCUCAACAAAGAUUGAUUUCGCGACACUGGAUAAGUGGGACGCAUCGCCUUAUUGUGAUUCUCAGACUGUUCAUACCCAUUGUUCUCUCGUGUUGUUAAUGGCUCAGCGAAUAUCUAUUAACACCAACAUGUCACACGAACAGAAUUGUGAGAGCUGAUAUUUUUAUGCUUUUUAUUCGUCUAGCUCUAGGUGUACAAGAUUUACGCCGAAUUUGUAAAACUGGAACUUAAAAUUCCCUCGAAUCGAUAUUUUUGGAUAGAGUUAAAAAACGGAGGAGAUAACGCAAGACUAAUUUUUUAUAAAAGGAAAUCAUGAAUCUGAAGAUAUGAUUCGAUUUUAAGUUCUGGUUAUGGGUGUUGACACGGGUGACUCCGCUGGUCGCGAGGCUUCUAGCGGCUGUUCAAGUAUUACGUAAACAAUUUUGAGGUCACUUUUUACCCUCCUCCAGGUCAGCAAGGGAAAGAAUUUCCUCCUAGUAGGAGUAGAUUCAAUUUGUUUUAAUGUUUUGGUAUGAAAUUCAAGAAUCUUAGAUCCAAGAACUUUUAAUUAACGGACGCAGAACGUUUUCAAGCAUUAUUUGGCCUAUUCUAUAACUGAUUUUAUUUCCCAAUUUCGCUGGGGAGGGGGACCCUACAAAGUGCUUUCCUAAUACUUGAACGGCCCCUAAUAGCACAGUAGUCACCGGAAAAUUUCGGAAUUUGCAUUUUGUAUUUUAAAAAAUACAGCAGUGCGAAUCCAUGUGAAAAAGGGUGCUUUCACUUGGAAAAAUAUUUUACCGACGUUUUCCAUCACCCCGUCCGACACUCCCAAAAACCAUCGUGAUGGUUUUUGAAUGUUUCAUCUAAUUAAUUAAUCUCGACGAUUCGGGAUUUGAAGACAGCCCUUUGCCAUUCACUUCCCCCAGUUGACUUAAUCCUUGUGAUUUUUAUAUUGGUAUUGAGCCUUUGCUCUGCAUUUCUUUUUGAACAAAUGAUAUUUUCAGAUCGUAAGAUUAACAAACCUUGCCAUCGACGCUCGGCUACUGAGUAGUUUCAGUUCUAGAAAAUGGUAGCUGUUCGUUCACGCGUUUAUGGAGAAUUUGUUUACUUUUUUGGUAUUCCUUUUUUUAACGACGCAAGCACAGACAAAAAACGCACACCGGUGAUUGGCGUGUUUCUAAUUGAAUUUUCGAAUCGUAAUAAAGAGCCUUGUAAACGCCGAUAAAUUGCCCGUCUAGCUCAAAGAUUCUGGAAAGCCCCGUGCCAAAAUCCCGUGCAUAUUUUUGCCUUUAUUUCUUUUUAAUAAAUCAGACAAUAACUUCAGUGAGUGUAUGGAUUUCUUUGGUAAACGCAUGUCACAUGCAAUUUUGUAUUUUUUACCAAUGAUAAAUUAUGAGUAUUGAUGCAAUACUAUCAUAUUCGUAGAAUAUUCUUCAUAGUUUUUAAUAAACGAACAAUUACUCUAAUAUCUACGCCACUGCAGUAAAAUUAUAUUACAAAUUAUCAAAUAUGGAGAAAAAUUGUUCUUUUUUUUUUAAUAUUUCAAAAAUUUUACUUACUUUAAAAAAUCUAUCGAAUUUUAUUCUUAUUUCAUGCGAGCACAUUUUACUGCAGUGCAUCUUAUAAAAUAAUCUGUCCAGAUUUUAGUCUUUUAUUUUAAUCGACCAAAUGUUGAUCCUACUCAUUUUUAAUUAUUUUAGCCGUAAGUAGUCAAGCAUAGAUAUACGAGACUUUUGAAAAUGUUCGCUCAAAUAAAAUUUGUACUGAAAACAGC